Molecule: messenger RNA, 8762 nt
Organism: Callorhinchus milii (elephant shark)
Lineage: Eukaryota; Metazoa; Chordata; Chondrichthyes; Chimaeriformes; Callorhinchidae
Gene: sec16a
Product: SEC16 homolog A, endoplasmic reticulum export factor
Biological process (GO): COPII vesicle coat assembly; autophagy; Golgi organization
Cellular component (GO): ER to Golgi transport vesicle membrane; endoplasmic reticulum exit site
Source: RefSeq, a predicted model, not a curated record
GGACACGUCGCCGAUCGCGAGAGGAAGAUGGCGGCGUUGCCGGAGCGGCGUCAGGUCCUGUAACCAGCCCGCCCUGAGAUCCGAAGUUGGGAAGAAGAGCUUUAUAGCCUUGCUGUAAACCCAAGCGAUGCAGCCACCGCCCAGAUCAUCUCCAGGGGCCGGAGGUGCUGCUGGGCCUCCGCCAAGUGGAGGGGCUCCAAAUGCCUAUCGCCGCAACUCUCCGUUCAGACGGUCCAACACGCCCAUGUCAGCACCGCCAGCCUCCGUGCCGCCCAUGACUGACCCACUAGGGCAUGGGCGUCUGCGCCCACCUGGAAAUGGACAUUCAGGGCAGAGCGCAGCACUCCCCAACCCGGCAAAGGCUGGGCCUCUUCCUCCGGGUCAGCCCCCUCCAGUGUUCCCGGUUCCCUUCCCAAAUCGUCAGGAUGGAAACCGGCUCCCUCACCAGUUUACGAACGCCUUACAUAGUGCCCCAGCACCAUUUCCCGGACAGUCAAAUGCAGCCGAAUCAGGGACUCCUCCAUAUCAGCCCAACAGCUUGGUGGCUCCUCUGCCAUUAAUGCCACAGUUUAACAGUGGCGGCCAGUUCUCCCCGGCCCCCCCAGCCCACAACACGGAAGCUGGCCACAGCCUGGCCCCAGAGCUGUCGUAUUUUCACACGGGUGCUGGGCUUGAAAACAGUUAUGCUGGCCUGGCCCUGGGGCCCGCCCCUUUCCAGAGCAGAGCCCCGUACGCACAAGAGCCGGCCAGAGAUCCCAUGGCUUACCCACCCCCUGCCCCUGGACCACCAGCCUUCCCGCAGCAAAACGCCGCUCAGUGGGCACCAGCACAGGGCAGCCGACCCCCUUCGGUUCAAAAUUACUUUCAGCCCAGUGACCCUCAGACUCAGAGCUUCAACAGCUACUCAGUUUCUCAGCCCCAUCCCCCGUCCUCCUCUCCAGCUCAUCUUCCCUCUCCACACAAUCUGGUGCCAGCUGAUCAGCACCAGCCUCCAUCACAGGAGCCAUUUGCAUCCGCUGUUGCAGCGGUGGAUCCCAAUGGGCAUAGACUGCCUGGGUUUCACAGUGGGCCGCAGCCAUCUGAGGCUUUCAUCCCGCAAGAGCACCACGGCCUGAAACCAAACUUGGGGAGCGCGGAGGCAUGGCUUUCCGGCCCUCGCAACGAACCCUUCCAGCCCCAGGCAGCAGCUGAAGCUGGAUAUCAGAGCAAUGCUGUGAGUUGGGGAGAGAGGCUAGAGGAUCGGCAGCAGUUAGCGGCUCAGCCUGCAGAUAGCAUGUUGCCCGUGGACACAGAGUCAGGGACCAUCUCCAUGUUCUUCAAAGGAGAUGAAGUGGAAAACGAGGAAACUCUUCGGACCGAGCGGACGGACUCUUUGGCAGCCGAUUCUUUUCAACCCAGUUCUGUGCCGUUCUUUAAACCUUAUCCCUUGCCUAACUCGGCUCAGCCCAACAUCCAUACACAGCGGCAGCCCAGCCAGGCACCGUCUGCUGAGCAGUCAAGCUUCCUCCCCAACGCCACAGGCCAGUACGAUAAUUACCUCCCUGGGAGCACUGAGCUGGGGGCUAACCCUAACGCUGGCACGGGAGGGAGUCGAUCACAAAGGGAUGAGCGCUUGCAGUUUGAAAAUAAUGAGAAUUUGGAUUUUAUCCAGAAUCAGGAGGUUUUACCCAGCGAGCCAGAUCGGGCCCAGAUUAGAGAAAAUAUAGCCCGGUUCCAGCCCAUCCCGGGAUUGGGAACAGCACAGCCGGCAGGCGAGAGUCGGGAAGGCGUGCCGAACCUGGAGAAACCAAACUUGGCUCCUCAUCCUCGCCCACUCCGAUCGGACAGCAUCAAUUCCAACCACAGCAGCGGCUCCAGUUCCCGUCGGGCUCUGGCUCCAGCUCCGCCCCCACCCAGCACUUUCAUCCAGCAGGAAAGCGGAAAGGGCGCCCCAGAUUCCUCCGCCCACUUCUUUGAGCAGAUCGACUCGUCCCCUCAGGGAGGCGAAGGCCUAUAUCACACCCAGACACCUCAGCCUCCCACUCCCAGUCCACCGAAGCCCACCGGGACCUUCCAAGCCAGCGCCAACAGCUCAUUCGAACCUGUCCGAUCACACGGGCAGCUGGCCUUCAAGCCCCCCGAAGUGGACCAGGCGAAGAUGGUAAUGGAGCUGAACCGGGAGCGUCGGCCUGGACCUCCGCAGCCUGCCGGUCACAUGGAUGCAUCCCCCGGGAACCUGGAGCAACCACCGGACAACCUGGAGAACUUGUUCCUGCCGCAGCCUUGCCCCGAGCUCGGGGGAGCUGAGCAGCUCGCCCAGACACAGCCUCCGCCACGGACCGGUUCAGAGACCCCGGAGAAGAGACCCUCGUCCAGGGUCAACAACGUCCGGGUGAAAUGCGAUAGCCCCGCUGCCACACUGUGGGCACAGAGUGAGCUGCCCAGCUUCUGUGGAGGUGUUGUCCUGGCUCCUGCGGCUCCGGCAGUCCACGUGGCCGUGCGAGAGCCCGGGGCCGAGGCCAGCCUACAGCACGAAGGCAGCCUUGAGGGUUUGGGUCAAAGAUUUCUGGCGCCGGCCCUGGGGAUACCCGGGCCGGGCCCCCACCCAGGUUCGGAGAACUUGGAAAACCCACCCCUGGUGGUCGAAGAUCCAGCCCUAAAGUCCCAGGCAAGUUCCAGCUACGCAACCUUGCUGGUUCCUUCGGCCACGGAGGCCCUGCCCAGCCAGCCCGUUCUGCUUGCUCAGCCUCUUCAAAGCUACACUUCUACCCUGGCAAACCCAUCGGCUCCCUCACCAAGCCAGCCUUUAAGAAACCAAAUCGAAGGGGAGAAAGUCGUGGGGUUCAUCCCGAGUUCACUCGGCAUUGGUGCAGUCCCUCCUGUUCCCCAAGGGCCACUGAGUAACCCCAGUCUGCACCCACCCCAUCCCCACGUUAAUCCCACUCACAAUUCAGUCAGAACCAGCGGCGUGUUGCCCCCAGAUCCGAGCCCACUGAAUUUAACCGCCGACAGCCGAGCCAGCAUCAGACUGCCAGCUGAAGGAUUGCCGGAGAUCCCGGCCGCUAGUCCACCGUUGAGCCAGGCUCCAGGUCCGGGUAGAAGUGUGGCCGUCGCUGCUUCAAAUUAUCAAUUCGCUCCCGGUAAAAAUGCAACGAAUCAGCCGUAUAACCGGCCCGAGGCAUCCGUCAAUUGUGAGCUGCUUGAUUUCACUGUGCCUCGGACACUGCCUAAUGAGCCCUCUGCCAGCACUAAUGCCACUGAUGUCCUAUCGCUUCCCAGCACGGCAGUGAUUGCUCCACAGCCCGCUGUUCUCCAGAGCUACCCGCAGGGCGUACAAGCUAAUGACAAACCAGGUUUCUAUCUACAGGUUACAAAGGACGUGCAGCAGUCGCCCACUGCAGUGACAGGGCAACACACUGCUCCCCUGCCCUCUGCCCAGGCCACAACCACUGACGCAGGCCAGCCAGUGCUAGCUGGCAGCCUGCUCCCCUCUGCGGGAUAUGGGCCCCCAGGGUCGGGGCUUCCCCAAACCGUGCUGCAGGCUCCUACUCUGGCUCAGACGCCCCCUGCCAAUGUGGCCCGCCCACCAUCGCAGCCAGACAUGCAGCAGCCACCGCCGGCACGGACUCCCCAACAGGUGUACUGCGCCCCUCAGCAACACGCUUACAAUUACGGCUACAACUACCCCGAUUACAGUGCGGACACUCGGCAGCCCUACCCAGGGUCCUAUCCCGUUUACCCUCCCCAGGAGCCCAGAGGCAGCCAGCAAAUGCCCUACCCUGCAGUGGACAACAGAAGCGGACAGCCGUACUACCAGGAUGACCAAUACCGAAUGUAUGAUCCGCGCUAUCCCAGAUAUGAUCAAGGCAAUGCUGGGUACAAAGAGGCUGAGAGGAGUCAGUAUACGGACCAGGAGCGAGAGCGGCCCAGUCGCCCCAUCCGAGCGAGCCAGUGCUCAGACAGACCCAGCUCGAGGCAAGGCUACCCUGAGGAUUACUACAGUUGGAGGAAUAGCCGAGCAGGGUACGGUGCUUACUAUGCAGAUUAUUACAGAAGGCCGCAUGACUAUACAGAUCUGAGCCAUUGGGAAAGGUUUGACUCCGCUGCCCCCGCUGCCUACGAUCCCCGAUACCAGGACUACUGGUACUACAACAAUUAUCAAAGGCGGGAGCCUUACUACCACGAUCCCUAUGGAGGCAGGCGGAAUGGGUAUGAGAGCCAGUGGCAAUACGACCCUCGAUACGAUGCCAGCUUCGAUGACGAUUAUGACCGGCCACAGGAGAUAUACCAGGACGAGUUUGACCGGCGCAGUGUGCACAGCGAGCACUCCUUGCCCAGCUCCCGCAGCACCCGCAGCCGCCGCAGCAGUUUCAGCGCACAUUCCCAGCAGAGCCAGGUUUACAAGAGUCAGCAGGAUUUGACCGCGACACGUGAGGCCCCAGGACAGCCUGCUCCUGUCGAUUACACCUAUGCCCAAUAUCAGGACCACACUACCCUGAUGCAGGGUUAUCAGGACAGCACUGCCGUGAUGCAGGGUUACCCAGACUAUCAGUACGGUUACCCAGCAGAAACAGGCUGGCAGCCUGUGGAGAAAGCUCCACCGAGACCAGUGACCCCUGAGAAAUUCAUGAUUCCUCACGUGUGUGCUCGCUUCAGUCCCGGAGGGCAGCUUCUUAAAGUACUGCCUAACCUCCCUUCAGAAGGCCAGCCUGCCUUGGUGGAGCUACACAGCUUGGAGACGAUGCUCCAGCACUUGCCAGAACAAGAGGAGCUGAGGAACUUCCCGGGGCCGUUGGUGAAGGAGGAGACGCAUAAGGUUGAUGUGAUCAACUUUGCUCAGAACAAGGGCACGGAAUGCCUGAGGAAUGAAGAGCUGCUGGAUAAGGAAUCCGCCAACCUGCUGUGGGAUCUGAUGGUGCUGCUCUGCCGACAGAACGGGACUGUUAUUGGCACAGACAUCGCCGAGCUACUGCUCAGGGAGCACCGGUCUGUCUGGCUCCCCGGCAAGUCACCCAACGAGGCCAAUCUGAUUGACUUCAACAAUGAGCUGGUGCCGCGGGCAGAGGAUGAGUCGUGCACCACUCAGCUGUCCCUCCUCACCGACAGCUUUAUGGAGGGCACUAGCUCCAGCACCGAGAACCCCAGCAAGGAGACCGAGCGCUUCCGGGAGCUGCUGCUGUUCGGACGGAAGAAGGAUGCCUUGGAGUCUGCCAUGAAACACGGGCUGUGGGGCCACGCUCUGUUACUGGCCAGUAAAAUGGACAACAGGACCCAUGCCAAAGUCAUGACCAGGUUUGCCAACAGCCUGCCCAUCAAUGACCCGCUACAGACCGUCUACCAGCUGAUGUCUGGCCGAAUGCCCGCAGCAGCCACGUGUUGUGGAGAAGAGAAGUGGGGACACUGGCGGCCACACCUUGCCAUGGUUUUGUCGAAUCUUUCCAACGGUCUGGAGCUGAACAGGAGGACCAUGACAACUAUGGGAGACACUCUAGCCACCAAGGGACUGCUGGAGGCCGCUCACUUCUGUUACCUGAUGGCACAGGUUGGGUUUGGGGUGUACACCCGAAAAUCUACCAAACUGGUCCUGAUUGGCUCAAAUCACAGCUGGUCCUUCCUGAAGUUUGCGUCUUCUGAAGCGAUCCAGCGGACGGAGACGUAUGAGUACGCGCAGGCCCUGGGCAGCCAGCCUAGCUUUCUCCCCAACUUCCAGGUGUUUAAGUUCAUCUAUGCGUGCCGGCUGGCAGAGAUGGGGCUCACGGCCCAGGCCUUUCACUACUGUGAGGUCAUUGCUAAAACCAUGCUGAAGAAUGCUUUAUACUACUCGCCCGUGCUUUAUAGCCAGCUUGUACAGGUUUCCUCGCAGUUGCGAUUCUUUGACCCUCAGUUGAGGGAGAAAUCCGAGCAGGAAUUAAACAUGGAACCGGAGUGGAUGGUGCACCUGAAACUGCUGGAUCAACAGAUGAAGGAGGGGACGUUUCUCUACAGCUCAGAGAGAGCAGCGACUCCUCACCAGUAUGGCUCGAGCACCCCCAGCUCCGAGUAUGACCACGGCAGCCAGCUGGACGGGGCAAUGGCAGGGCUCCCCGAGGGCGGAUCUGGCACCGACAAUCCUCUGAUGACUUCCUUUGUGCCGAGUGCAGGAGGCCCCAGCGUGCAGCUUGUGCCACCAGCUCCUCAAGCCAUCCUUGACGGGACGACUGUGGCCCCUGUUCCACAGUUGCCUGUGGCCCCCCCUCCUCAGAUGACCGUCGAUGGCAACAUCCCCAUGUACUUCCCGCUCCAGGCCUCCACAGCUCCACAGGUGCCAGGCUUUCCCGGCCAGUCACUCAACUCUGCCUUCAGGCAGCCCUACGAGCUGGAAAAGGAGCCGGUGUACAUGGGAACAGCUGGCCCCCCACCCCCGGGCCUCCCAGCUGAGCCACUGCAGACAGUGCCAGAGCAGGUGGCCAACCCAGAAUUUAAGCCUAACACCCAGAUUUCUCCAAAAAGGCAGAGCUUUUCGGACACCGGACAAAUUGAUUUCCACAAUCACAUGGCAAAAAUGGCUCCAGGAAGAAGAUCGAGAUCCACGUCCCAGUCAUCCUUGCACAUGCCCUACGGAAGGCGAUCCAGGACUACAUCCGAAUCGUCCACCCAUUCAGGAGGGCGGGAGCGGCGGUCCUCGCUGGUCAGACAGCCGUCCCUACCGGCACAGGAUAGCGCAGCCCCCAGAGCCACCGAGGUCAAGGAGCCCAGGAGGGAAGCCGAGACCAAGAAAUCAAAGGGUGGGUGGCUGAGCUGGUUGAGGCCGAACAGGAAACCUGAAGCUCACCUCCCAGACGAUAAAAAUAAAUCGAUCGUUUGGGAUGAGAAGCAGCAGCGGUGGGUGAACCUGAACGAGCCGGCAGAGGAGGAGAGCAAACCUCCCCCGCCUCCGCCUAGCUUCCCGAAGCCCACCCAGUCCCUGCCCAUGGCUGGCCCUCCAGGUGGCCCACCGUCCGUUAACAUGUUCUCCAAAAAAGCAGGUACCCGGGCACGUUACGUGGAUGUCUUAAACCCCAGUGGAACAAGACCAGGUGGCAACGUCCCACCUCCCAUUGAUCUGUUUGCCCCACUGGCACCAAUGGCCAUCCCAGCAAACCUCUUUAUGCCAGCACCGGGGGAGGGACACCCCAUCCCGGACGCCAGCAUGGCUGACAGUGGGCAGCCUGCAGACAACAACAACUUUGGGGUGGACACACAGCCGCUGCCGAACUCAGGCACUGAUGGAUCUGCUCCCGUGCCGGAUGGCUUGCAGUUUGGUGAGGUGGGUGUGUGUGUGUGUUGUAACCAGCCUCGCUCACUUGUCAGAGCUGAUCUGAACUCAGAAUGCGAGAGUGUGCGCGUGCUUUCUUUCCAUGGCCACAACGCAUUUUACCCUGUACUCUGCUAUCGAGCAACAUGUGUGUGUGAUGGGGCCGAGAAGUGCAAGGAACAGUCGUCAGAUGCCAGGUCUUGGCAUCGUGUGGCUGAGAAACGCGUCCCCGGACAACCAGUGCAAGGGGUUCCGUCGAUGGGAGCAGUGCAGUUUUACAACCCGGCCCAGUUUUCACAACCGCCGGCCACAGGCUCGAAACCGGGGCGAUUCGGCCAAAGGAAAUACCCAACAUUAAAGUGAAGAACUGGACCCAGAAAGCCGUGAAUAACCCAACGAAAUUGUAAAUUUUCUUGAUACAGGUUCAGACAAAGUAUUGUGACAUUUCCAACUGCAGGUCUCUCUCACUCUGAGCUGGUUGGAUAUGGACUUAGGUUGGAAAGAAAUCUAGUCGCUGACCGCAGCAACUGUCGCUGCCAAAUGUGUGGGGGCGGGAUGGGGGGAAGAGCCUGAAAAAUUGAUUUAAAAAAAUUAAAAAUGUAUAUUUUGUCUCCCAAAACCAGGGCUGUUGAGAGGAAAAUGAAACGUCAGUGAGUUUUGAGUCUUCUUGAACUGGGACCGAAAGGACUGUCUCCUCUGAAUCUAAUUGUAAAUGUCAUGAUACUUUACAGUCAUCCGAUACUAGAGCUGGCUUAAUCCAAAGUGGCAUAUCACAAGCGUUCCAUUCUGGAGAUCCUCCAAUUACUGUCAGAGUAGAAUAAAGAGCUGUUGACCUGUAAUGAUCAGGGAGGUUGGUUUGCAGGAAGGGGAGAGACACUGAAAGGUCUGGGGAUUUGACCAUUUGUAUGUAGGUAAUAUAUUAAAGGCUGCUGUAAAAGAGUAUUGAAAACCCAGGAGAGAGCCUGUUGUAAAAUAAUACCCGUGAAAUAUCUGAAAGAUGGAUGGUGUGAAUAAAUUUCUAAAGUGCAAUAUAGAUGCUCACCUUCUCCUUGUGAGAGAUUGUUUUUUUGAGACUAUGAAAAAAAAAGGCAGAAUGCACAAACAUUUGCUGGGGGGGUUGUUUGUGGUGGGCGAGGACUUGCCUGUGUUCAGAACAGUGUUUGAAAGGGUGACUUGUUCACACCUGCUGCGACCUACCAAAAGACCUCAACGCCGUGAGUAACUAGAUCUGGAAUUAGUAUGCAGUGCUGAUAAACACUGAUUCAUUCCUCUUCUGGGUAGCCGAGUGAUUGCCCCUCCCUAUCUCUUAAUAUAUUUGAAUCUCCCUUCUCUUUCUCCUUGAAGCAAAGCCUUUGUGCUAUUUUCCAUGUAGGCUUCAAACUAGUUUUUAAAAUCAAAAGGGUCCCUCCUUUGUGGGAGGUGCUGCUAUUUUCAUAAUGUGUUAGACUUCACACUGUAAAUUCUUAAUGGAAAUAAAACAAUAUUUUGUGCUCUGGCGCAUUUUGACCUA